CGAGACGGUCCGAAAACGUAGUUUUUACUAGAAGACUUCAGUUCACGGAGAUUGGGAGUUUCUCAUACUGAUAAUAAGCAUCGUCGUCUUGUCGGUAGUAUGGCUGGUCAAGUGGAAGUUAUUCGCAUAGGCUCGAGGAAGAGCGAGUUGGCCAUGAUACAAACCAAUCAUGUUGUGGAACUGUUGCAGAAAGUUCAUCCAGAUGUGGAAUUCAAGAUUGUCACCAUGGAGACCAUAGGGGACCACAUUCAAGACAAGCCGCUCGCAUCCAUCGGAGAAUCCAACCUCUUCACCAAAGAACUUGAGAAAGCUCUAGCGCUAGAUGAAGUGGAGAUGAUCGUCCAUUCUCUUAAGGAUAUGCCGUCAAAGCUGCCCUCGGACAUGGCCAUUGGAGCCAUUUGCGAGAGAGAAGAUCCCCACGAUGCGUUGGUCCUUCGGAAAAAUUUAAGUGGAAUCACAAUCGACACUAUGAAAGAAGGCAGUGUGUUAGGCACGAGCUCAGUCAGAAGAGUGGCCCAACUGAAGAGAAAAUUUCCACAUCUUGUUUUUAAAGAUGUUAGAGGAAAUUUGAAUACGAGGCUUAGGAAAUUAGAUGAAGCCAAGGAUUAUGAUGGAUUGGUGCUGGCUGUAGCUGGUCUAAUGAGAAUGGGAUGGGAACACAGAAUAAGCCAGAUUCUAAAGCCAGACACCUGCAAGUACUCAGUCAGCCAGGGGGCUCUUGGCAUCGAGAUCAAAUCAAACAAUCAGCGGAUGCAUGCGCUACUCAGACAACUCAAUCACGUACCAACACUUCUCCGAUGUAUAUCAGAGAGGGCGCUGUUGAAGACUCUAGAGGGUGGGUGCAGUGCACCCGUUGCUGUCUUCUCAGAAUUAGAAGAUAAUAAGUUAACACUCAAUGCAUCAGUACUGAGUCUGGAUGGAUCAGAACUAAGAGAGAAAGAGAAAUCAAGUACCCUACCUCAGCAGUUAACACAAGAGCACUCCAUCGAUACAGAAACCAUUCCUGAAAUACAGCUCUUUUCCAGCGUCAUUGCUCCUUGGGUAUCCCAGAAUGCCAUGCAGGAAGCUGAGGCUCUUGGCAUAAGCGUUGCCAAGGGUCUAUUUGAGAAAGGAGCUGGGCCCAUUUUAGAAGCAGCUAAAGCAGAGAUAGCGGAAAGAAGAAAGUGAGAUCGAUUCAUUCUUUCACUCUACGGACUGUAUUCUGCUGAAAUAGUCUAGCCAUUCAAGGCCCUGUUUCACAAAAGUUGCAAUCAAUGACAAAUGGAAAGCUUCUGUUACAAGCUACUGGUAUAGUGCAAUUUGAUUGGCCAAGGGGAUAUUUGUCAUAGGAUUCCUGCUUUUGUUAUUGAUAUAUAUGUACUUCACGAAACAGGAUUGAGAUGGUCUUUCAUUAAAAACUGUGUAUGACUUUGCUAUUGACUUGAAUAUGAGAAAGAAACAGCUGUGCAAUUCAGACUUCUGGGCCCCGUCUUACAAAGAGUUACGAUUGAUCCAAUCAAUCGUAACUCUAUGGAAAUCCAUCA
Messenger RNA from Lytechinus variegatus (green sea urchin), 1523 nucleotides. RefSeq names its product porphobilinogen deaminase-like. Gene Ontology annotation, biological process: heme biosynthetic process. The coding region runs from base 100 to 1167 and encodes 355 amino acids. Gene Ontology annotation, cellular component: cytoplasm. The transcript has 9 exons. The record is from RefSeq and is a predicted model, not a curated record. Gene Ontology annotation, molecular function: hydroxymethylbilane synthase activity. NCBI's taxonomy places the organism in Eukaryota, Metazoa, Echinodermata, Echinoidea, Temnopleuroida, Toxopneustidae.